AUGAGCAGCAGCAAACUCAGCCCUCUGUGGGACAUGGUGUUGAUUUUUUUUUUUCAUGAUUUCCCAUGUGCAUGUGUGUUCAUGUACCACCAAGCCAGGUCGGUGAGCACAGCCAAUAGUGUACCCACCAAGCUCCCCAGGAUGUCACAUUCACCUUUAGACCCUUGGGAAGUUACUGUCUCUGGACCCUACACCCAGAGAACUCAAUUGGUCCAAGUUCAACUCCCUGGUCCUGCCCAGCAUUUUCAUUUCAUCUUGACAAAGCCUGCAUUUGGAAAGCCUCCCUCAGCCUUCAUACUGGCAGAGCAGGAGAGAGACGGACAUGAGAGAUGGCAAAAGAGGGAAAUGGAGGUGAAAAGUGUAAAUACGGGGAAACCAUAA
Messenger RNA from Rangifer tarandus platyrhynchus (Svalbard reindeer), 381 nucleotides. NCBI's taxonomy places the organism in Eukaryota, Metazoa, Chordata, Mammalia, Artiodactyla, Cervidae. The record is from the annotation of a GenBank genome assembly.